AUGUGUGUGGACUUUGGUGGAGAGUGUCUGGACUGUGGUGGAGCGUCUGUGGACUGUGGUGGAGUGUGGGUGACUGUUUUGGAGCAUUGUGGAUUGUGGUGGAGCGUUUUUGGACUGAGGUUGAACGUGUGUGGACUGUGGUGGAGAGUGUUUGAUCUGUGGUGGAGUAUGUUUGAACUGUGGUGGAGCGUGUGUGGACUGUGGUUGAGCAUGUUUGAACUGUGGUGGAGUGUGUAUGUGGACUGUGGUGGAGCAUUUGUGGACUGUGAGGGAGUGUGGGUGGAUUGUGGUGGAGAUUAAUUGAACUUUGGUGGAGCUUGUGUCGACUGUGGUGGAGCGUUUGUGGACUGUGGUGGAGUGUAUUUGAACUGUGUUGGAGCGUGUUUGGACUGUGUUGGAGCUUGUGUGGACUGUGUUGGAGUGUAAGUGGACUGUGAUGGAGCGUGUGUGGACUGUGGUGGAACAUGUGUGGAAUUUGCUGGAAUGUGUGUGGAGUGUGGUGGAGUGUAUGUGGACUGUUUUGGAGCAUGUGUGGACUGAGGUGGAGUGUGUGUGGACUGUGGUGGAGCGUGUGUGGACUGUGGUGGAGCGUAUGUGGACUGUGGUGAACCAUGUGUGGACUAUGGUGGGAUGUUUGUGGACUGUGGUUGAGCGUGUGUGGACUGUGGUGGAGCAUGUGUGUGGACUGUGGUGGAGCGUAUUUGAACUGUGGUGA
Coregonus sp. 'balchen' is the source of this 715-nucleotide messenger RNA. The record is from the annotation of a GenBank genome assembly. Lineage: Eukaryota; Metazoa; Chordata; Actinopteri; Salmoniformes; Salmonidae.